AUGGCGAACACAUCAUCACAAGAAGUCCUCACCAUCUCGGAGCUGAAGCGAGCAGCUUCCGCUAAGCUGGACAAGACCGCCCGAGAGUACUUCAAUGAAGGGGCGAUGGAUAUGAUCACUCUCAGAGAUAACGAGCAUGCUUUCGACAAGUACAAGAUUCGUCAACGCAUUCUCGUCGAUGUAGCCUCAGUAGAGACGAGGAUUACCAUGUUGGGGUCCGAAAUUGCUCUCCCGCUCGCUUUCGCACCCGCUGCUAUGCACGGUCUUGCUCAUCAUGAAGCUGAGAAAGGCACGUCAAGAGCGGCCGCAGCCAAAAGUAUCCCUAUGGGACUUUCAACCUAUGCGACCACCUCACUUGAGGAUGUCAUAGAAGAGAAGGGAGAAAGCUCGACUCCUUACAUGUUUCAACUGAGCGUCACAAAAGACCGCUCGGUCCCACUGGAUUUGAUGAAGCGGGCAGAGAGUAAGCAAUAUUUUGAGCCUAGUUGA
Messenger RNA from Colletotrichum chrysophilum, 489 nucleotides. RefSeq lists its product as uncharacterized. Bases 1 to 489 code for a protein of 162 amino acids. Gene Ontology annotation, molecular function: oxidoreductase activity. The record is from RefSeq and is a predicted model, not a curated record. The transcript is spliced from 3 exons. Lineage: Eukaryota; Fungi; Ascomycota; Sordariomycetes; Glomerellales; Glomerellaceae.